GUACAGUGUCACUUCAGGAGGCAAUAAUUAUAUAUACGAAAUCAAAUUUUAUGAUUACCGAUAUUCGAGUUAAUUUAUCGUCAAUAAACGCAUAUCACAUAGUGACCAACGAUAUUUCAAUAUAAUAUUGCGAUUGAUCAGAGACACGUCGUGUGGCUGACAUGUUGAGAGACAACGUAAAUGCGCAGGUGGCGUGCGCCGUACUGCUGCUGAUCGGAGCGGUGGUCGUGGAUAACGUCGGGGCGUCCACCAAGUACACGCUGCUCGGCAAGAACCAAAUCGAAGUGACAGAGUCGAUGGUGACGUGCAAGAACGGCAAGUCCGUGUCCGUGACCACCGGUGUGAAGGGCGAGCUGUACGCGCUGUCGACGACCAGGACGAGUUUCUCGGGCGACAAGUGGAAGAGGCGGAUGGCCGAGCUGGACAGGGAGUCGGACGACGAACAGGGGCACGUGGUGGCGUCCGUUUUCGGCGGGCCCGUUGAGACGUGGAACCUGGUGCCGCAGCACCGGAGCGUCAACAGGAAGAUCAACGCGCAGAGCAGCCUGCUGAACCGCUGGGACGAGUUCGAGAAGUGGACGCGCGAACAGCUGGGCAAAAAGAACGGCGCCCCGGUCAAAUUUACCAUCAAGAUAAAGUACGCGACCAAAAACGGAUGCAGGCCAAUCGGUUUUGAGAUCGACGCCACCAGCAAGGCGGGACCCGGGUUCCAGGGGAGAUUCGACAACGGUCCUUACGGGACUUUCGCCAUCGCCAGCAAUAAAUCAUCGAAGAAAAAGCCGUAAUGCAGACGGGACCUGAACCCAUGUGGUUUAUGUGAUGGUUACUGGUUCGCCAUCUUUCGUAAUGUUAUGUAAAAGUUAUAAUUUAAUUUUUUUUUACAUUUAUAUUAAAUUUUAAUUAUUUCAAUAAAUGAUUGUUUUUAGUUUUUA
Acyrthosiphon pisum (pea aphid) is the source of this 932-nucleotide messenger RNA. RefSeq lists its product as uncharacterized. Lineage: Eukaryota; Metazoa; Arthropoda; Insecta; Hemiptera; Aphididae. Bases 162 to 785 code for a protein of 207 amino acids. The transcript is spliced from 2 exons. The record is from RefSeq and is marked validated.